Messenger RNA from Anas platyrhynchos (mallard), 11513 nucleotides. It is a transcript of the gene PTH1R, whose product is annotated as parathyroid hormone 1 receptor. Gene Ontology annotation, biological process: intracellular calcium ion homeostasis; cell surface receptor signaling pathway; adenylate cyclase-activating G protein-coupled receptor signaling pathway. Gene Ontology annotation, cellular component: plasma membrane. Lineage: Eukaryota; Metazoa; Chordata; Aves; Anseriformes; Anatidae. The record is from RefSeq and is a predicted model, not a curated record. Gene Ontology annotation, molecular function: peptide hormone binding; G protein-coupled peptide receptor activity; parathyroid hormone receptor activity.
UAAAUCUCCAAGGACUAUAAGGGGAGCCCUGCAUGAGCAUCUUAAAUAAAUGCUGUUGUGGAUGUCUAGACAGCUAACAAGGCAGGUUUUGUAUUUACAAGGUGGAUGCUGACGAUGUCAUCACCAAAGAGGAGCAGAUCUUCCUACUGCUAAAAGCCAAGGCCAAGUGUGAGCGACAUCUGAAAGCCAAGGUGCCCAAGGUGCACGAUGGCUUUUGUCUUCCUGAGUGGGAUGGCAUUGUCUGCUGGCCAGAAGGCGUGCCAGGCAAAGUGGUGGCUAUGCCAUGUCCUGAGUACAUCUACGACUUCAAUCACAAAGGCCACGCUUAUCGCCGGUGUGACCUGAAUGGAAGCUGGGAGCUGGUCCCAGGCAACAACCGCACCUGGGCAAACUACAGUGAAUGUGCCAAGUUCCUCACCAACGAGACAAGGGAAAGGGAGGUCUUUGAUCGCCUCUAUUUGAUUUAUACUGUUGGAUACUCCAUCUCUCUGGGAUCCCUCACAGUUGCUGUCCUUAUCCUGGGAUACUUCAGGCGUUUGCACUGCACUAGAAACUACAUCCACAUGCACCUGUUUGUCUCCUUCAUGCUGAGAGCCAUGAGCAUCUUUGUGAAGGACGCGGUCUUGUACUCUGGGUCAGCUUUGGAGGAGAUGGAGCGGAUCUCUGAGGAAGACCUGAAAUCCAUUACUGAAGCACCUCCAGCAGACAAGUCACAGUUUGUGGGUUGUAAAGUAGCGGUUACCUUCUUCCUCUACUUCCUGGCAACCAAUUACUACUGGAUCCUGGUGGAAGGGCUCUAUCUCCACAGCCUCAUCUUCAUGGCAUUUUUCUCAGAGAAGAAGUAUCUUUGGGGAUUCACAUUAUUUGGCUGGGGUCUCCCUGCUGUAUUUGUUACAGCGUGGGCCAGCGUGAGAGCCACUCUAGCCGACACAGAGUGUUGGGACUUGAGUGCUGGCAAUUUAAAAUGGAUUAUUCAGGUGCCCAUCCUGGCAGCUAUCGUGGUAAAUUUUAUUCUUUUUAUCAAUAUUAUCAGAGUCCUAGCAACCAAGCUACGGGAGACAAAUGCAGGGAGGUGUGACUCAAGACAACAGUACAGGAAGCUGCUGAAAUCUACCCUCGUCCUUAUGCCUCUCUUUGGCGUUCACUAUAUUGUUUUCAUGGCUAUGCCAUACACAGAUGUGUCAGGGAUUCUUUGGCAAGUUCAAAUGCACUAUGAAAUGCUGUUCAACUCUUUCCAGGGAUUUUUUGUUGCCAUCAUAUACUGUUUUUGCAAUGGAGAGGUCCAAGCAGAAAUAAAGAAGUCAUGGAGCAGGUGGACAUUAGCACUUGACUUCAAAAGGAAAGCACGAAGUGGGAGCACAACCUACAGUUAUGGACCAAUGGUUUCCCACACCAGCAUCACAAAUGUAGCCACGAGAGGGGCACUUGCCCUCCAUCUCAAUACAAGACUUAUACCAGGGACCCUCAAUGGACACCGGAAUUUACCAGGUUAUGUAAAAAAUGGCUCUAUUUCUGAAAACUCCAUGCCUUCUUCUGGACCAGAGCAGUACAACAAAGACGAGGAGUACCUGAAUGGCUCUGGGCUUUAUGAUGGAGACAGACCCACAGUACUUGUUGAAGAAGAAAGAGAGACAGUGAUGUAAAGAGAGGAGGAGAAGAAGCAAAAGGAUGAGAAAGGUUCCUGGAGAGCAUUUAGUGGGCAAAAGAAUAUCAGGCCACGCAUCAGAUGCCAAGGAUUUCCAUACAGUUUCUCUGUUCGGUGGAACGAGAGGUUAAGUUAUAUGGGAAAAAAAAGUGAGCCACCAGUGUGGCCAGUGGUUGAUCACACACAUAUAUUCAGUGAUCUGAGUCUCCCUGGUGAUAAUGGGGGCAGGGCUGUCCCGAGGGCCUUGCUACCUGCUGAACAGAGAUACUGAGAGUUGGCGAGGGAGGGUUGCACAGGAGCACGUGGUCCUUUCACCUCUUGGAGAGCUUGGGCAGCCUGGGAGGGUGGGAGUCUCACCCAGCAGAGCAAGAGUCUUGCAAGAAAGGUACAGUGCCAUCUUCUUGCAAGGGUGCAAAGCCACCCUGGGCACCAGCGUCUUUGGUUCAGUUUGCUCUUUCCUCUUAAAGUCUGUCUGGUAACACACACGAGACCUACUCGGGGGGCUGUAGCUGCCCAUUCUUGCAGCCAAGAGCUCAGCAUGGAAGGGUCGGUACGACCAGCUGCCUGGGGCAUGUUCUUCCCUUGGGUAUUCCCACUGCCUGCCAAAAUGGUCCUCUGGGGUAGGCAGGGUUAACAGCUCAUGUUGCUAAGGUGCAGGCUGAAAACUGUAUUCUCCUUUCCCUGACCUGAGUCCCAGUAGCAAGCCAGAAACCAGUGUAAUUUUAGGAUGGAAAAUGUGGUUAUCAAAACGUGCGAAAAUGUCAUUCUUCCAGAUACAGCAGUGGAGAGAGGCCCACCCUGACUGCUCCCAGGCUGGCUGAGGCAGGGAGGGGAAUUUGGUUGUGAUCUUCACAAGACCUUAAUGAAGAGUGUGCGCCGGUGUCCGUGUGGCUAAAAUCUGCUCAGAAGGUAGCUAAAUGAGCCCUCCCUGUUUGCGGAAGCUCAUGGAAACAAGCUUCAGUCAUUUUUUUAAUCUUUAAAUUGAUGCUCAUUCUCCCCAUCUGAAUUUCUUGUUUCUCACUACUCCAUGCCCUCACAAGGAGAAAGACUCCAAAUCUGCCUGCCUCACCCAGAGGCAUAAGAUGCUGGAUACAGCCAGGCAAACCUACCUUCAUGAGAACCAAGGGCAAAAUUUGCUGGACAAAAAGCACGGGGAUUGCUCCUAGUAGGUCACCUUCUGAGCAUCUUUCCCAUUCUUAAUGGUGGGGUCAUUCAAAUGAGCCACACACACACUUAUGUGCACCUGGCCCCUGCCUUAGCUGGUGCCAAUGAGUAUAAAACUUCAACCAAAACCAUUGAGUUUGCCUAGAGAUGCUCAGAUGAGGAAAUGCUAUUGGGGUUGCCUCUGAAGGGAAGAGCACAAGAAAAAAACCUGCUUCCUACAAGAGAGAGAGACCAGGAAUAUUUUGUCCCUGUGCAGAGUUUUCCUUGCUGGUGGUUUUUGCAAGGUGCGCCAAAAGGUCGUUUUCUGACACACCUCAUGUCUUCAUCAGUGGCAAAGAGAUACAGCCUUUGUUGACCAACCGUGCUAUGUGCUGAGGCCAUUUCACACCAGCUGAGCAUUAGCAAAGGGUCUCUGACCAUUCUGAAGCAUGAUUGAGAAGUGUCCAGUACUACAAAAUUAGGAACAGUGACCAGAUUUCCUAUUGCAGCAAGUGCUUCCUCAAAGAAAGGACUCUGGCUGAGCCAGCCUGGAUCCUCUCUUCAGACCCUGUCAUAAUGUCACUAUUCAGUUCAAGCUGUCCAAAAGUCAGCCUCUCGUGGUGCUUUGUUUUGUUUUGUUUUCAUAUUUCUUUUUUUCUUUCUUGGUAAAUUCCAAUCACCAGAAGCAUUUUUACUCCACCUUACUGUUAUGCAAAUCGGAUAGAAAACAGGCCUUGGGGCAGUUUGCAGAAGUCCUUUAGGAUGCAGGUGGAACCUAUAGAAUAACCUAUUCUCUGUCCUGGUCCUUUAGAUAUGCUGCUGGGUGGCACCAACCAGCACCUCCGAGAUGUAUCCAAUCACUUCACCACUGAGACUUUUAAGUACGUAUUAAGGACAAACUUCCCCCAAAACUCUGAAGUUGGUCAGGAAGAGCUGCUGAGACCUUGACUCUGCUUUCUGUGUCCCACAUCAUCUUUAAACAGCCUCUCAGGUUAGGAUCCAACACCCAGCGAAAUCAAGGAGCAAACCUCCUCCCCUUGACAUCCCUGGGUUUUGGAUUCGGACCUGGUAGGGGUGUGGUGGCUAAGAGAUAGGUAGGGGAUGUGGUAGCCUCUGUAAGGCAUUGAAGCACCUCUCAACCAAUUGCAAACACACAUGAGCCAAUCUUUAAAAGCCAGUAUUUAUUUGUGAUGUUUGUUAUUUUUGUUUUGGUUUUGUUUGUUUGUUUUGUAUCAUUAGAAUAAGUCAAAACUCCUCAUAACCAUUUACCACCAAAUCAGCAGCUAUCGAAAGGACAGGUUUUCAAAGCAUAAUCUUUUUUUCCUGCUCUCUUAUUGUCACUGUUGCUAUUAUGAACAACAAUAUUCACAGGGACAAUGCUAACAAUGCUAUUACAGAGAAGUUAGGUAGCCUUGCCAGAGAAGUCAGCUCUAGUGAAAGCUUGGCAUGGAGACCUAACCAGCUCUGCAGAAAUCUGGGUCAUCCCAGACAUGCUCACUGCUCGCCUUUUCUUCACAGAUUUUGGCAUGGCCUCAGGAGGGAAUAUAAAGGGGGUAGAAGUUAUCACCAGUCAGCUGUCAAUGUGUACAGCUGCGAUAUUUACCAUCCCAUGUGGCUGAACCACCGAUAAGAGAGAAGCACAUUGAGUAUGCUGUCUCUGGCUUUCUAUCCAUCUAGAAGUAUGUUGUGCUUAAAUCCUCCAAGUACCUGCAAUGACCUUCCUGAUUUUCUCGCUCAAAGAUCACUUAGCAUCAUUUCACUGUUGGAACAAAGCAAAAGAAAAAAAAAAAAAAAAGACCAAAAAAAAAAAAGAAAGAAUCACCAAAAAACCCACUGGUGACUCACUGUUUACUUGUGCUUGUUACAGACACCUCAAGAUUAAUAAUAUUUGACAAUCACUUAGCAAAGUUCAAGGAAUUAGCAAAAACCAUAAAAUUAUUUAUAAACAAAUCCAAAACCCCUCGUAAACUGAAAUGCAUUCAUCACUGGAUUACUUAGAAUAAAUGCUUAAAAACUGAUGAUAAAUGGAGAUAAAAAUUACAUGCACAAUGGGAAGAAAUUUUUUCCUGAUCUUUUCACAUGCAAAUCAUACAUAAUAGAUUCUUUUUUCUUGGUGUUUCAGUGUUCAUGAAAAAAGGAAGAUGCUUAUACCAAAACAGGGGAAUAAUUUUGCCUUUAAACUCACGACAGACUGUGAGGCAGACUGUAUAUUUGUCAAAGUCUGUUCCUAUCUGUCCUGUGCUGAGUGCUGAGAUUGCAGAAAGUGUUGACUGAGUGCGUAGGCUGUGCUUUGUUAGGUAGAGAUCCAAGGACAUCCUCCAUUGAUUCUCUGAAACAGAGAAGAAACCACCAUUUGCAGUUUGAAUUUGUGCUGGAAGGGCAGGCAGAGUGGUCCUGCCAGUGCUUAGCCAAAAGCCUCCAGAUCUGGAGUGCGGUCACCUUCACUUUUCUCCAUCACCGGGAGAUGCAGGCGCUUCUCAAGGACAAUUUAUCCCCAUCCAGAGAUCUCAUCCUAAAAAAAAAAAAAAAAAAAAAGGAUGGAGGAGGAUAGAGAGCAGGUGGCUGUGGAGUCAGGAUGCAGCCAACGCUUGGGUAGAGGGACUUUCACAAAAACCCACCUAGGAGGAGGCAAAGGCUUGGAGGAACUGAUUGUCUGUAUUUUUCCAGUUUUUCUUCCACUGUGUCAGCUUUGUUUCCUUUUUCUUCUCAUCCUGUAAAGCAUCUGGCUGUAUCCUAUAGCUCCUCUUGCUUCUCUAAGCACACUGGGGAGAGGUCUCCUUGCCCAACUUUUGGGUGGCUGUCCUCUUCUCCAUUGCCACUGAGGUGCUGGGUUUGGGCAGGGAAUCUCAACCCCUGGCAGGUUUAAAUCAUGGUACCCAGCCCAGCAGCACCUUCUGCUGAUGCUCCUGAGUCCCUUUUCCCUUUUCCCCUGAAUAAGUGCAGAUGAGUGAUUUUACACCUUCUAUAAACUGCUUUGUCUUGGUGCAAAUGAGAUUAUGUCUUUUCCCAUUCCGCACCAUUCCUCAGCUCUGCUCCAUCCUGUCCAACACAUAUCAGAGCCAAAAUAUUGACAAAGUUCUCCUGAAAACUGAACUCCUCAGCCAGGGAUUAGCAUCAUUUUUUUGUUUAUGGGCAAUUGGCUGAAAGCUGCAGAACAUCCACAGUGCUGGUAAAAUUUUUCAAUUUUUUUAAAUAUAAAAAUACGUUAGGAGUGAAGAUCCAAUUUUAUUCUUGGUUAUUUUUUUUGAUUAAUUCUAUGACUGGCUUACAAAUUUUUAAACUUCAUAAUCUGAUCUUUUAAAAAGUUAAGAAACCUCGGCUAUCAUUUUGGUUUUCUUUUGUUGUUGUUGUUGUUUUGUUUUGUUUUUUCACUGGCUGAUUUUCCUGCACAACUUCCACUCAGAAUUGAAAAAACAAUCAUGCAGAUUUUAUGACAUUUUAACUGUAACAGGAAGAAAAAGAGAGAAAAAAAAAUAACAACAAAAAAAAACUGAGACAGCAUUUUCCAGCCUUUGGGGUUAUGGGUUUGGUGUCUGCCUCCUCAGCCAUGUAUCCUAUGUCAUAAAUGGGCAUUGCACUGGUGGCUGCAAGUUGUAAAUUGCUCAGCAUGUGAGGAAGCUUUGUUUUAAGGCCAUGAGCAGGUUAAGGUAGGUCUUCACCAUGGCACUUUCCAGCUGACAGCACCAGCUGGGGGAGAAAUCAUGUUGCAUCCUCAGAGAGGUCUAGGGAAAUUAUUUAUUUUUAACAGUCUUUAUGCUGGAACACAUUUUGUGUUUGAUAUUUUUAAUUAUUAUUAUUUUUACUUCUAUUUUUGUGUUUAAUUUUUUAAAAUUAUUAUUAUUUUUACUUCUGUUGCUGAUGAAUUGCCACAUUCUGCAGAGUAAAUAGAGGACAUAUAUGAUAUUCCUGGCCAGCUACAGAGCUUUUCAGGAACCCAGUGUCACUCUCCAGACAGAGUAGAUUUUAUAUCCCAUUCCUCUAGGGUGUCUUGAAAUGAGAAAAAUAUUAAAUUGUAAAGGAAAUGAGUUUGCGAAAGACCCUAUAAAUAAAUUUCCAUCAUGGAUUGGCCAGGUCUGUCUGGAUUUGCCUGGAAAACAUAAUGGUUCAUAAAUUGUAUAAGUAAAAUAAGGAUCAUGUCCAUCUCUGUGGACAUUUGUUGGAAAGCAGUCCUCCUGGUUUUGCCUACAGAAGUGAAAGGUUGAGCCCCCUGGACAACAAAUUCUGUUGGCCCAAAAUAACGUGUUGUUCUGAGGCAGCAAAUCCUGCCAUUUGUACAAAAGUUAUUGGGCUUACCCUGUUCCAUCCAGGCUAUUUUUGUGGUCUCUCAUAAAAUCAAACUCAAGCUUAGCUCUUAGCUAAGGGUGGGAGAGCAAAAGAAAGCAGAGGUGAGUUGUUACAAAGACAUGAUUAACUAAAAUGUACUAAAAUAAAACUUCAUCAUUACAAUGGUAAAAAAAAAAAAUAAUCUAAGAAACAAAUUAAAUUUUCUUAUUUGCUUUUGCUCAGAAAAAAAAAAAAAAAAAAAAAAAAAAGAUAAAGGUUGAUUUUUUUUUUUCCCCCAAUAAUGAGCCAUUACCUGAUCAAUUGAGCCAGACACCUGGUCUCGUGUUUCUAUGUGCUCCAUGGGAUGCAUGGAAGUGUACAGAGAUGUGACUGAGAACUCACCUGUGACCAGCUUUUGGUCAUGUAAAGCUCAGAGACAUCAAGCCCAGCUAAACCAAAACCAGUGACCUUGUUCUGGAAGUCUUAGCCAGAAAUAUUAUUCAUGAGCUUCAUUUCGUGGUUAGCCACAAGUUUAUUUGCUGUCUAUAUAUCAAGCCUCAUAAGAGGCAAAAUGUGUCCUAAUCAAGGUACUUCUUUAUUCAGGCCUGAUAGACAUCUUCACUGGCUCCUCUUUGGCCUGUAGGUGGUUUUGAUUAUUUUAGAGCAGGGAUCUUCUACUGAGAGUCCAGCAGGUGCAGGUGAGCCUGAGACAUGUGUUUUUGGCAGUGCUAGCAGACUGUAGCACUAGUCUGGGUGGUGGUCCAGGUCUGCAGAGGGGAUAGGACCAGCAACAGUUUUAGGUCUUCGACAGUGCUUCUCCUUAGUGGGCAGAAAAGACCACAGCAAGGACUAGCAGAGUGGACACCCCUGUCCUUCUAUCCCAAAUUCAUGUUGGUUGGGGUCCUUCUUUACACUUAGCUCCUAUUUUCCAACCUUGCCCUAGAAAAGAACCCCCUAAAUCUCACCUAAAGAACUCAGUCAGGCAUUUCAUUUUCCAUUUUAACUGGAUGCAGACUCAGGGUUUUUUAAUGGCUAGGAGCCAAUCUCAACUCCGAGAUUCAAAACCAAUCUGGAACAUCAGGAGGGGAAAACAAUUUGCUCAGAUCGGCUGCACAGCACCCUAGUCACAUCACAUCCAUCACACAGGGCUCAGAGCACAGGCACCCUGGCAGAGCCGAAAGGUUGGGCUGCCAAAACUGUCUUUUGUUCGCCAUGAAUUUUUAAGGAAAGAGCACGGAGAGUAAGAAAAAAGACUUGCUGUCUUUGCUCCGCACUUAAGAAUGAUUAUAAACAAUAAAAUAGUCAUAAUAGGUUAUUUUUUUUUGUCGUUUAUUUCAUCAGGUUCUGUUGAAUGCUCUAAUGGUUUCUGUGCAGUGUCUGGUGUUCUGGCUUCUCCUGUGUGGAAGGAGUUCUCUGUGGUGGAGGGAAUAGAUAUAAUGAGCGGACGGAGUCAUUCAACGCCAGUCCCUAGGGCAGGACAGUUAGAAACAGACCUGAUGUUGAUUUUAUGUUCAUUGGCAGAAGGCAGGAGCUACUCCACUGAAGUUAAUUGAGUUAACUCGGUCGAAUGCCAAGGCAAAACAGAUCUGAAUCUAGACCACAGUUCAAGACUCAUUUGCAAUUUGCAUAAUGGAAUUAAAAUAAAGCUUCCAACUGUAGCAACAGAAAUACUCUGCUGAGAAUUAGACACUGGGUUUGCUGUUUGGGAUUAAAUAAAAUGACACCCAAGGCAUCAGCCAUCACAUAAAGCAAACGUGUUUUAUCUCUGCUUGUCCAGAUUACUCUAUUCUCCCCGCGGCCAUGCACUGUGGUCACUUAGCCAUUCUCAGCUGUUUUAACUAGUAGGGAUUUUUCUUAGCUCCUUCUUUCUUUUUUUCUUUUUUUUUCUUUUUUCCUUUUUCUUUUUUUUUUUCUUUUCUUUCCUACUUGCAUGGGAAUUCAGAUCCUCCAAGCUUUCACGCCAGCUUUCAGGUUUCAACUAGCCCCGCAGUUUACAAAGUUCAAGAUAAUAUCAACAUUUUGCCAGAAUUUGGGAAGCAAGUGGGAAAAAGAGUGUGAGAAGCUAAUGGAAGUCAUCGGGGAGCGUUAAAAGAAAUAUCAAAUAAGGUUCAGUGAAACCUUUCCCACGGGCCAGGGAAAGGUUUGCAAACCUUGGCACAGCAUUUCAGCCUCCAAUUGAACUCACUCGUGUUUUGCUCAUAGAAGAUCUUGAGACAUUCAUUAUGACCUGCAAAGCUUACGCGAUGUCUUUCCAGUGUCUGGGGGCUUGGGUUUAAAUCUGGCACACUGCUAUCAGAUAUUCUAUUUUAUGAUUAAUUUAAAUUUAAUGCUCUGGUCUGCUCAGGUAGUUUAUGUGCCCUUCUCUAGGUCGGUCCAUCCAUGUUGCUUUGGGGCACGCUUGCAGAACUGUUCCUUGAGCUGCCUUUGCAUCUGCGGUGUGUUAUUGUACCAUCUGGGGCUGUCGCCUGUUUGAACACAUCUCCUGAUGGCAUUCAGCACUGAUGGGCAGUGACGCUGCGUUGUAAGGGAGCCAGAGGCAGCGUUUGCAAAAACAGAGCACAACAAACUUUGUCCUAAUUCGGAACGGAUUCGUAAGACUCCAGUGAGGCAGGGCAGGGCUGGAAAUCAGCUCAGAGUCUGGCACACAGCACAGGGGCCAGGAACAAAAGAAAAAGUGAAGGAAGAGCUGACCCAGAUGAACAUCAGUAACCAGGGAGUCAUAAAUCUGGCUUCUUUUCAGGCAGACCUCCCUGUCCAGCACAGAUUUAAUAGAGAUGGGCUCUACUGCACGAUGACACUUUCUCCGCAACAGGGUAUGUCUUGAAAAAGCAAACGAGGACUUUAUCAAAAUCUGUGCAACUUUCUCUUCUUCUUCAUCCUCACUAGCACUUUUUCUUUCUUUUUUUUUCUCCUGAAAAAAAAAAAAAAAAAAAGGAUACAUUAGAGCAGCCUCAGCACAAGGACCUGGUAUUCAAACACAUUUCUCCUGGGUCCCACAGAGUAAUUUUUCCCUGUGACCAUAGCAAUUGUUUUCUUGGCAUAUGAUCUCAAGAAUUUGAUAGUAUUUGGUUAUCUUCCUCAAAGCAAGAGUUACUCAUUCUGGGCACAACACAGAUGUGCUGGCAUUGAUAUGGAAUGAAAUCCUGACCCCAUGAAAACCAACACCAAAAUGCGUGUUGAUUUCCAUGGAGUGGGAUUUACCCUUAAAUUCUGAGGAGGAAAAAGAUAAUGAUUCAAACAAAUGACCUUACCCUUCCCUUGUCCCCAAAACCUUGUUUGCCAAAAAAACAGAAAGCAGAGAUCAAGUGGCAGAAGAUGGUCUGAAUGGCCAGAGUCUCCUCUCUCAAAAUGCUUCAUGAGUGACAACAUUGGGCUUUUGUAUUGGGGUCAGUUUCUACAUGUGGGGAUUUAGGGCAUGGUAUCUUGCUAGAAAAAAAAAGGCAUGGGAUUAAAAUAUUUGAGAUGGAUGGGAUGAGUAUGCACCGGGUUUCCAAAAUGCCUGAGCCUACGUCCUCUGAAAUAGAGAUACAAUAACCACAUGAAAGACUACUUAAAAUGAGCUUUAAUGAAGGAUGUUCUCCAAACAGAGCAGACCUCAGGUACCUAAAACAGAAGACAAAACAAUGACUUCACCAGGAAAGCAGCAUCUAUUUAAACCAGAGCAUUACAACAGGCAUGGGCCCUUCUAAAUAUAGAGCUGGAUGCUUCCUGCCAGGCUGAGCUUUUACCUUUUAAUUUUCCUCUGUCUAAAUUAAUCACUCUUCCUUGAGGGCUGCGGGGAAGGAUAAGUAAGAAGCCGUUUGCUGUUGGAGGUGAAAUGUUUUAAAGGACGGGUUGUGUCAGGUAGAGCUGGUGGCAGAGAAAGGCAUUUGGUGGCAGAAGAGGAAGGACGGGUGUAUCCAAGCAUCGUCUCCCAUCCCCAUGUUCAGAAACACAACGUCAAUCUCUUGCCAUCUGCAUGAGCUGGGGCAUGCACGAAGAGACAGACCUGCUGCUAAAACUCCUUGCUUCUUCUCAGCAACUUCAGGGUGACCAAGCCAUGGUGGCGAUGGGGUGUGGGCAUUAGAAAAAGGACUCGGCCAUUCCUAGCAGUCAGCCAAGCUCGGUCCGACACAUCUGUUUGGGGAAUAUUGGCUCCUUUUCUUCUAGUGUCAGCAGGAGGGAAAAAAUUUGGGUGUUUUCUUCCUCCCCACACACAAGUAAUUUCACUGAAGUGGUUUUGUAAGACCUUAUUUCACUUCAGAAGAGGGACAAGACUGAAAAGCUAAAGGACAAAACUGUGAUUUCUUUGUAUGUGUUACGAGGACAUUGCCUUGUGUGUGUCGUCAGGCAGACAUUUGGUUUACAUUCCUCCACUUCUGCUUUCUGUAUGGACCAAAGUAAUGAGCGGAAAAUGACAAACCACAGGUGUAUGUAAAAAGGGAAUUAAAAUAAAAAGAAAUCUUUAUUGAUUCUCAUAAAA